CGUCCCCACCCGUGCACCCUUCCAGCCAAAUUCCUGGCGAGCAACUGUUCUCCCAGCACCGCAGCCCCAAUUAAAGCAGUUAUAAAUAGCAGGAACACCCUUGCCCUGCUGCUGCCAAGCCCCGAGUCAGCAGGCCCUCAGCAGCGCUCCCCAUCCCGCUGGAGCUGGGCUGGAAUGCUCCUGUGACAGCAGGGACAUUGCUCCCCGACUGACCCUCGCCAGGCUGAGGAGCAAAAAGGAUCCUGGCCAUCAAGAGACCCAGCUGACAGCUUUCCCCAUCCCCACACCCCCUGCCCCACAAUCCUGAUCCCUGCUUGCUUCCUGGCCCCCCCACAAGCACCCCGUACCUGGCACUGUGCUCAUGGGAAGCCCAGACACAGGAGCUUCACAAAGCUGCCUCCAUCUAACUCUGCUGUCCUAUCAAAUUAGCUUAACAGGAUGCUCUGAUGGGAUCAAACUUGGAUAACGCCUGCCAUGAGAGCCUCUUUGCCCUUGGCUCACUCAGCCUUCCCUUCCCUGGGCAACUGCUUGGGCUUCAAAAAGCUUUGGUGUUUUUUGCUUUGUUCUUUUUUUACUGACAGGCAAAAAAAAAAAGCUCUUAGCAUCCCUAUUUUAGUAAAACACCAUGUGCUUUGCUGCAUUGCAGCAGCCUCAUCUCUGGGACCCCCAGAUCAGCAAACCACACAGGGCUCUGGGAGCUGCAGGAGGGAAGAGCCAGAAGGGGAAGACCACAACUGCUCCUACUUCAAGCACUUCACUCCAGGAGAGACCUCAGAGAUAUUUGAAGUCACCACCCAGAAAGAAUACAGCAUCUCAGCUGCAGCCAUUGCCAUCUUCAGCGUUGGCUUUGCCAUCAUCGGGACGAUCUGUGUGCUCCUGUCCUUCAGGAAGAAGAGGGAUUACCUGCUGAAGCCAGCAUCCAUGUUCUACACCUUUGCAGGUCUCUGCAUCAUCAUCUCUGUAGAAGUCAUGAGACAAUCCGUGAAGAGGAUGAUUGACAGCAAGGAGACAGCCUGGAUCAAGUACAGUUACUCCUGGUCCUUCGCCUGUGCCUGCGCCUCCUUCGUGCUGCUCUUCGUCUGCGGCAUCGCCCUCCUCCUCAUCGCGCUGCCCCGCUUCCCCCAGAACCCCUGGGAGACCUGCAUGGAUGCUGAACCCGAGCACUGAUGCUCCCUGCACCCAUGAAAAAUAUCCAGAAAGUGUUCUGAAAAUAUUUGUAUUUUUUUAAACGUCUGGGUGUCACUACACAAUGUGCUCCCCGUCAAGUGAGUCAUUACUGAACCAAGGCAUGUUCGAUUGCAAUUGUUGCUUUCUUUUUCUUUUCCUCUCUUUCUUUUCCCUUUUUUCUCUCUUUUUUGAUUCUUUUUUUCUUUUUCUUUUUUUAAGAAAGCAGAAAGACGACUUAACACCCCCAUGGUUGUGUGUGGAUGGCACUGCUCUGUGCCAAUUUGGGGCUGCCCUGUGCCAAUGCAGUUGAGGGGAAAUGUGUGUCUGAGACAGCUUGGGCCACAGAGGAUUCAGCUUUGUUAUGGAGAAGAUUUUUGGUGCAGUUGGGCAUAGAUCCAUGGGGGAUAUCAGGCUUUUAUACCUUACUUGGUAGAGACUCUGUGGGGAGUCAAUAUCCCCAUUUAUGCCAUGCUCCUUCCCUCAGAAGGGUUAGCUUGUUCCCCCAGGGUAAGUUGGAGAUCCUUAUGCUUUCUAUUAAAAAGUUAACUUUUGAUAAAAAACAAAACAGAACUUUGCAUAGCAUUGGGAUAAAUCCCCCCCUCCAAAUUUACACCCUGCAGUUCCAUUCUUUUAAAUCAACCGUAAAACCCCACAAAACAGAGUCUUAUGUUUUCCUUGAACUUCACUGGCAAAGCCAAGAAGUACUGAACAUGAAGAGUGAUAUUUUCCUUUAAUAAAAAGCAUAAUCUUCUGGUAGCAUGAUUUUCUGGGAAGUUGUUUUGCUGGGUGAAUCCCUUGGCCCAUCAGAUUCUGCUCCAGGACGGCAGAGCAGCGCUG
This is a messenger RNA of Passer domesticus (house sparrow), 2004 nucleotides long. It is a transcript of the gene CACNG1, whose product is annotated as calcium voltage-gated channel auxiliary subunit gamma 1. The coding region runs from base 475 to 1167 and encodes 230 amino acids. The record is from RefSeq and is a predicted model, not a curated record. Gene Ontology annotation, biological process: calcium ion transmembrane transport; regulation of calcium ion transmembrane transport via high voltage-gated calcium channel. Lineage: Eukaryota; Metazoa; Chordata; Aves; Passeriformes; Passeridae. Gene Ontology annotation, molecular function: voltage-gated calcium channel activity; calcium channel regulator activity. Gene Ontology annotation, cellular component: membrane; L-type voltage-gated calcium channel complex. The transcript is spliced from 4 exons.